CUCAUCGGUAAGCAGGCGGCGGCGGCGAUGGCAUCCCUCGGCGUUCUCCUAGUCGUCUCUGUAGACUCCUACCUCGAGGCGGAGCUCGACCGCCGCUUUAAUCUCUUCCGCCUGUGGGAAUCACCGCCCUCCCGGCGGAGGGAGUUCCUCCAGGCCAACGCGCCGUGGAUCCGGGCGGUGGUGGGAAGCCCCAACGGGUGCGCGGACGCGGAGCUCAUCGACCAACUUCCAAAUCUCGAGAUCGUCGCGAACUGCGGCGUCGGCAUCGACAAGGUCGACCUUCCGCUGUGCCGCGAGCGGGGUAUUCGGGUCGUGUACACCCCCGACGUCGUCACGGACGACACCGCCGACCUAGGAAUCGGCCUCACCAUCGCUGCCCUGCGGAGGAUCUGCGACGCCGACCGCUACACGAGGGACGGUUCAUGGAAGGAUAAAGGGAAUUACAAGCUCACUUCUAAGUUCAGUGGAAAAGCCGUUGGUAUCUUGGGUCUUGGCAGGAUUGGACUUGCAGUUGCCAAAAGAGCACAAGGAUUUGGCUGCCCUAUCUGCUACUGCUCGAGAUCUGAGAAGCCAAACACAAACUAUAAGUACUAUCCCAGUGUUCUUGACUUGGCUUACAAUUGCCACGUGCUCGUCGCCGCAUGCCCGCUUACAGACGAAACACACCACAUCAUCAAUCGAGAGGUGAUCGAGGCAUUGGGUCCGAAGGGUGUGCUCGUCAACAUUGGACGCGGUUCCCUUGUCGAUGAGAAAGAACUUGUUUCGGCACUGCUUGAUGGUCGGCUAGGAGCAGCUGGGCUUGAUGUGUUCGAACAUGAACCUCAUGUGCCAGAGCAGUUGUUUGGUCUGGAGAAUGUAGUUCUGGUACCUCAUAUUGGAACCGACACGGUAGAGACUACCAAAGCGAUGUCAGAUCUAAUUCUCGAUAACUUGGCGGCCUACAUGCUGAAUAAGCCUCUACUAACACCGGAUAUCGACAAAGAGUAUCGAAGGGCUAGAUUACUAGCAGGCUGGCUAUCUUGUUAAAAUUGACACCAUCAGGAGUGCAAAUGAAGCGAGCUGCCAAAAAAAAUCAAUGACCAGUCAACUACUGUCACAUUCAUAUAAUUCAAAUCAAAGGGAAUUUUACAA
Messenger RNA from Zingiber officinale, 1131 nucleotides. RefSeq names its product hydroxyphenylpyruvate reductase-like. Gene Ontology annotation, molecular function: NAD binding; hydroxypyruvate reductase [NAD(P)H] activity; glyoxylate reductase (NADPH) activity. The transcript is spliced from 3 exons. The record is from RefSeq and is a predicted model, not a curated record. Gene Ontology annotation, cellular component: cytosol. Lineage: Eukaryota; Viridiplantae; Streptophyta; Magnoliopsida; Zingiberales; Zingiberaceae. The coding region runs from base 28 to 1026 and encodes 332 amino acids.